Molecule: messenger RNA, 2520 nt
Organism: Python bivittatus (Burmese python)
Lineage: Eukaryota; Metazoa; Chordata; Lepidosauria; Squamata; Pythonidae
Product: vomeronasal type-2 receptor 26-like
Biological process (GO): G protein-coupled receptor signaling pathway
Cellular component (GO): plasma membrane
Molecular function (GO): G protein-coupled receptor activity
Source: RefSeq, a predicted model, not a curated record
AUGGUGGUAAUUAGAACCUUGGUUUUAGGGCUCUUAUCUCAAGCGGUGUGUGAUAUUCCCAAAGUUAUAUGUAGCAUCAGUGACCCUCUGCCUUUCCUUCACAAGCAAUAUCAGUCAGGAGACCUCAUUGUUAUGGAUUUUCUAUCUCACAUCUACAUCGUCUAUAUGAUGAUAAAUUUCCAAAAACGUCCCUCCAAAGAACUCUUUGAGGACAUUAUCUACUUCAGUCCAAGCUGGACCUACCGUGCGUCAUUGGAACUCUUCUCUACAAAGGGCCAGUUCAUCCCUAACUAUGACUGUGAUAGGCAGAAUAGACCAAUAGCAGUCAUUGGAGGACCUACUUCUGAAGUGUGUCUCCACAUGGCUACCAUCCUGUCCCUCUACAAGAUGCCACAGCUAAUAUAUGGCUCAGCUCCAGAAAGUAAUACAAAAAACCAGGUGGUUUCAUACCAACAGUUGUUCCCAGAUAUGGACCAUCAGUACAAGGGCAUUUGUCAAUUAUUGCUGCAUUUCAGAUGGAUGUGGAUUGGGGUCCUGUCUAUGGAAAAUGAGAAUGGUGAGAAGUUCCUACAAAGUGUGGUUCCCAUGUUUGCCCAGAGAGGGAUCUGCUCAGCCUUUGUUGAAACAUUUCCAAUAAUUGUUUAUUCAAAUAGCAUUGCUGAGUUGGUCGAAACGGGCCUUGAAAUGUACAAAGUGGCUAUGACUAGCACUGUUAACGUAGUAGUCAUUUAUGGUGAAAUUCAGGAAAUGAUAAUUCUGAGACUUUGUAGUAAUCUGAAUUCUGAUGAUGCACCACUACAGAAAAAAAGUAAAGUCUGGAUCAUGACACCUGAGAUGGAUUUCUCAUCACUUCCCUUUCUAAGAGAUAGUGACCUAGGCUUCCUCCAUGGUGCUUUAUCCUUUGCAGUUCACACUGAAAAGGUGUUGGGAUUUCAGGAAUUUGUUCAGAGGAGAAAGCCUAUGUUGGAAAAGGAAGACAGUUUCAUCAAGAUCUUUUGGGCAAAUGCAUUUGAAUGUUCCUUCCCCACCUCUGGAAUGGAGGAGGAGGAUGGGGUCGCCUGUACUGGAGAGGAGAAACUGGAGACUCUUCCUACAUCCGUCUUUGAAAUGGACAUGACUGGCCACAGCUACAGUGUCUACAAUGCAGUCUAUGUAGUGGCACAUGCUUUGCAUGACUUCCAUUCUUCUAUAAUGAAAUACAAAGCCGGAGAUCCUGAAGACAAAUUGGAACUUCUGAAUCAACAACUUUGGAAGCUCAAUCACUUUAUGAAAAGCAUCUCAUUCAAUAAUACUGCUGGGCAAACAAUUUUUUUCAACCAAAAGGGAGAAUUAGAGGCUGGAUUUGAUAAUAUUAAUUGGAUCACAUUCCCUAACCUGUCAUUUCGAAAAGUCAGAGUUGGAAGAGUAAACCCCAUGGAUUCCCAAGAAGUAAUGUUCACCAUUGAUGAGGAUGCUAUUAUAUGGCCAAGGAGGUUUAAUCAGGUCCAGCCUCUAUCUCUGUGCAAUAAUAAAUGCCAUUCAGGUUAUACAAGGCGCAAGAUAGAAGGGAAACCAUUUUGCUGCUAUAAUUGUCUUCGAUGUCCACCAGGGAAGAUAUCCAACAGGGAAGACAUGGAUGACUGCUUCCAGUGUCCAGAAGAUCAAUAUGCAAAUGGGAAUCAGGUUUCUUGUCUUCCAAAAGUUAUAGCAUUUUUGAUGUAUGAAGAGCCUUUGGGGACCGUUUUAGUCAGUUUUGCUUUUUUCUUUUCUAUGCUCACAGCUGCAGUCCUUUGGAUCUUUCUUAAGCAUCAGGACACUCCCAUAGUCAAAGCCAACAACCAGAAUCUCACCUAUGUUCUCCUUAUUGCUCUCCUGUUGUCUUUUCUCUGUACAUUGUUAUUUCUUGGCAAACCUUCCAAGGUGACAUGUGUCCUUUGUCAAAUUGCCUUUGGGAUCAUCUUCUCCGUGGCUAUUUCUUGUUUGUUGGCUAAAACCAUCAUUGUGGUUCUGGCUUUCAUGGCCACCAAGCCAGGGUCCCAGAUGACCAAAUGGGUGGGGAAAAGAUUAGCCAUAUUUAUUGUGUUGGGCUGCUCAUUUAUUCAAGGAAUUAUUUGUGCGACAUGGCUGACAACCUCUCCCCCAUUCCCAGAUGCUGACAUGAAUUCAGUGGCAGAAGAAAUAGUUCUGGUGUGUAACGAAGGGUCUGUCUUCAUGUUCUACUAUGUCUUGGGCUAUAUGGGCUUCCUUGCCAUUAUCAGCUUCACACUGGCUUUCCUAGCAAGGAAAUUGCCUGAUGCUUUCAAUGAAGCCAAGUUUAUCACCUUCAGCAUGUUGGUCUUCUGCAGUGUUUGGUUGUCCUUUGUUCCAACGUACCUGAGCACAAAGGGUAAAUAUAUGGUUGCUGUGGAGAUCUUCUCCAUGAUAGCUUCUAGUGCUGGGUUACUGAUUUGUAUCUUUUUUCCCAAAUGCUACAUCAUUGUGUUGAGGCCUGAUCUGAACAAAAAAGAACAGCUGAAAAGAGGAAAAAACAGAAUAAUAUAA